AUGGCCUUCGUCCUCCAUGUCCCCCAGGCCCCCGAGGACCAGGGCAGCCGCGGUGAAGAGAGCGAGGAGAGCGAGCUGCACCUCUCCUUCCACCAGCUCAUCCAGGAGCAGAGCCGGGGGCCCGGGGAGGACGGGCUGGAGCUGCAGGCCCGGGCGCCGGCCAGCCACCACCAGGCCCUGCAGGCGCCCGAGGCCGCCGCCCACAGCACGGCCACACUACGCAUCCUGGCCAGCAUGCCCAGCCGCACCAUUGGCUGCAGCCGCGGCGCCAUCAUCUCGCAGUUCUACAACCGCUCGGUGCGGCUGCGGCGCCGGGGCAGCCGGCCCGCGCUCCGGGGCCUGGGGCGCUCGGCCCGGCCCAGCCUCCGCCUGUACGACCUGGAGCUGGACGCCACGGCCCUCGCCGAGGAGGAAAAGCGGGUGCUGCUGGUGAAGGAGCUGCAGGGCCUGCCGCUGGCCCAGCGCGGCCACAUGCUCCGGGGGAUGCCCCUCAGCCUGGCCGAGAAGCGCUGCCUGCGAGAGGAGACGCGGGCCCCGAGGAGGAGCCGCGGCCGGCCCGGGCCCCUGGCCUGCUGCAGCCGCCUCCGCUACGCCUGCGCGCUGGCCCUGCACGACCUGGGGCUGGCGCUGCUGGCGGGGCUGCAGGCCCUGGCGCCCUGGCACUACGCCCUGAAGCGCAUCGGAGGCCAGUUCGGCUCCAGCGUGCUGUCCUACUUCCUGUUCCUCAAGACCCUGCUGGCCUUCAACGUGCUGCUGCUGCUCCCCCUGCUGGCCUUCCUCGUGGGCGUGCAGACCGCCUUCCCGCCCGCGCCCCGGGGCCCGCACCCCGCCUUCACCGGCCUGGAGCUCCUCACCGGAGGGCAAUGGCACCCUCAACCAGCCGUGCGCCGGCCCGCCGGAUGGCGGCCAGUGCGCCCCCGAGGCAGCCAGCCUGCCCUACAACAUGCCCCUGGCCUACCUCUUCACCAUGGGCGCUGCCUUCUUCAUCACCUGCCUCACCCUGGUCUACAGCAUGUCCCACUCUUUCGGGGAGAGCUACCGGGUGGGCAGCACCUUGGGGGCCCACGCCAUCACCGUUUUCUGCUCCUGGGACCACAAGGUGACUCAGAAAUGGGCCUCCCGCCUCCAGCAUGA
This is a messenger RNA of Pipistrellus nathusii (Nathusius's pipistrelle), 1134 nucleotides long. The record is from the annotation of a GenBank genome assembly. NCBI's taxonomy places the organism in Eukaryota, Metazoa, Chordata, Mammalia, Chiroptera, Vespertilionidae.